AAAUACAAACAUUAUCUCGUGAAAGUUUACAAGCCGAACAGGUGUUUUUAUUGCUUAACUACCGCUAAAUGUAGGGUUCGACCGCUACUUAAUGAAACCAAAUGGAAUGCAAUUGGUAUUUUAACGCGCGAAUCAUGAAUUAAUCACCCUAAAGACCAGUGGAAUUUAAAAGCUUUUCACUUUUAACUGUUUAUGUGUACAAAGGAACGCCAACAGUGUAGUUUUUUGUGAAAUUUAUAAGUCAGUGAAAAGAAAACAUCGCAUCGAUAGUUCUCUCGACAAUAAGCCUGGAUAAUAAAGCCAUCGAAAAGUGUAUGAUACAAUACUGCCUUUAUCACCCCAUCAAAAACAGAUCGCGAUCCGUGCAAAAAUCGAUCCAACCCAGAGGGCAUGAAUAUUCGAAGCGCAGAGCGUACAAUAAAUACAAUGCAAGAGGGCUGAAGAGAUUUGUUAAGGCCUCCAAACGGUCGCUAAGUCCUUGUGGAAUGUGUGUUUAUUCGAGGACACUCUUGUUGCCUUAAUGUGAUAGUGUAAAUCAUACUAUAGUUGUUAAAUCAACGGAUACAUGUAACAUCAAUAAUAUUAAUCUUUCGCGUGUGUAUUGAUAACGGAUUGAAAGCACAUUUGUUUCUUAUCUAAGCUUUUAUGAUAUGACCUCGUUCCAUUUCAGUUCAAUUGACAAUAUGAGAUAUAUCCGAGUUAGUUUAUCGAAUGUAUCGCGGAAGAUAGAAACAGAACAGCUGUUAUCCUUUGAGUGAAUUGCAUAGGAUUUUAUUUUAGAAAAGACCUGGACUUUUUUUCAAGGACAUGUCGUCGUUUGAUGAAACAGCAGGCGAUGACUUGUCGUCUGCCUCUGGCUCCCAGGUGUCAGACGACACGAGCGUGACUGAGGAUCCAAACUAUACUAUAGAGCACGACACAGCGUUCCAGCAAGCGCUCGGGCAGUUGGAUGAGCUGCAGCUUGAACCGGAUGCUAGUCUCCAGGAACUGGACGGAAAUGACGUUGAGUCCGUAGGUGCAGACUCUACCGGAAGUAAAGACGAAAAGGCAGACGAUAACGAAGAUAGAGGCCAUGAUACUUUGAAGGAUGGUGAUAGUGGUAAAUCUGUGACUGAAAACGGGAAGAAAUCGGCGGUAAAACCAAAGAAACAGUCUGUUUUCGAUCGCCUGAAACGUUUAACAAAGUUCGAAAAGAAACCAAAAGGUGCUAGAGAUACGAAUUUGUCAAAGUUUACUGGAGUUAAAGUUGAAAAGUUACCAGUGUGUUUUGUUGCGAAAUAUAUUGGUCACAUGGAAACAAAAGGAAUUUUUGGUCUCGAGCAUGUUCGAGAGCCGGUGGACGAUCUGGUCGCGAAGAUCAAGGACGACUUAGUGUCCAUGGACCGAGUGGAGUUACCGCUGUGCUAUUUAGUGUUCUCAUCGAAGGGAAUCGACGUCCGGGAACAUCCGGCGAACAAGGUCAAGGACGGAGUCGGCUUUGGGUUACACCCCAUCGAUUUUAUUUCAUACGGGGUCCAGGACAUGAAAUACUGGCGCAUCUUUACUUUCAUAGUCGUUAACGAGUUGGGAUACAAGAAAAAGAAGACGGAAUGCCACGCGUUUAUCGCCGACGCUAGCCAGAACGCCCGUAAGAUGGCAUUAGCAUUGGCGGCGUGUUUCAGCGUCUACAAGAAGAAGCUGGCGGCGGAAGGGAAGACUCACAACUUUCGGGUAGAGCUCCGGCCGCCGGAUGAGCUGUCCGGGAACAUGCAGCAUGACGUGGAAGCGUAGUGAAUGCGUAGAGGAUGUGUUGAUGCGUAUAAUUGACUAAAAGAACUUGAAUCUUUGAAUCAAUUAAUCAUGACUCGGAGGAAGACUCGAUGCCGGCUGUUUGUUUUUGCCAGGUGGAUAAUGACGAAUAAUUAGCGGUGUCUCAAUUAAACCUAGUUAAAGGUAUUUUGUGAACUUAGCAUAACGCUUAUGCUUUUAAUUAAGAUCAGUAUUGUUUAUUUUGUUGUUAUUACAACAAUGCAUCCGUCUUGUUUUAAAUUCAUUAAUGUACCAGACGAAAAAUAUUAGAAAUGCACGUGUUCAUGGAGUUAAUUUGUGUGCGGACACAUUGUAAGAUCAUCUCUGUAUGCAUAUUGCUCAUAUCCGCCAUUUGGCUAAAUCGGGCGUUUUAGUCAAGAUAUUGAUCUUCCUUAAAGGGAUCUUUUCACGCUUUGGUAAAUUGACAAAAUCGAAAAAAGUUGUUUCAGAUUCGCAAAUUUUCGUUUUAGUUAUGAUAUUUGUGAGGAAACAGUAAUACUGAACAUUUACCAUGGUCUAAUAUAGCCAUUAUAUGCAUCUUUUGACGAUUUUAAAACCUAAAAAUUAUAAAGCGUUGCAACGCGAAACGAUUGAAUAAAUUGGAGAGUUCUGUUUUUGUCGUUAAAUUUUGUGAAACUACGAAGAUUGCUUAUAUAAGGUAUGAAAUACUUCAAGCAUAUGUACUCGGCGGAAUAGCUCAGUAGGCUAAAGCGUUUUUACUUCAGGACUCUGACAGGACUCCAGGGGUCACUGGUUCGAAACCUGGUCCGGGCAAUGUUCUUUUCCUUUUUUUAAUUUUAUUCUCGAUUUUUUACUGGAGCUUUUACGAUCCAAUAAUUACAUUUAUCGAUAUAAAGCAUUUAAUGAAUAAGUUAAAAAAUGCCAAAAUCUGUGAAAAGGCCCCUUUAAUCUUAUAGUAAUGGUAAAAAAAAUGUUAAUAAGUAAGAUCUAUGUAGACAAAUCUAUUGAAAUAUUUAGUGAGACAUCUAGUCGAUGCUUUACUAAAUAGAAAGUUGAUAAUAUGGUAUAGUUCUAUGGUCAGAAAAAAGAUUCUUAUACAAUUAUUAGAAGCAGUUUAGCGUUUCUUUCAGCAUAUUUCGGUGCACAUGAACUGCGUCGUGAUAAAAAGGGGUAUUAUGUCAUAUGCGGCCAUCGUAGCUUCAGACUAACCUGCGCAUUCGCACAUUGUUGACAGUGGCUACGAUGUCCGCUUUACAGUCACGCAAGGUUUUGUUUUCUUCUUACCGGACAUUAUGUCUCCGCAUCUGAGUAAACGGAGCGCAUAUCUAGAGCCACACAGUUAUGUCCUUACGUCCAUUUUCGCUCAGCGCGGCGCCUAGUCUCAUUUAUAAGACGCGCAAAGAUGAGAGCGUCAAUAAGUUGGACUACGCGGCGCCUAUAUCCUUGUUUCCUAUGGGUUCCAAGUUAAUAUAUCCACAUGUUGUUUUUACAUUUUGAAUUAUGUACAUGAUUGUUUGUCACUAUUUAACUUUUUAUCGAGUUUUUAAUUAAAUACACAUGUACUGUUCACAUGACGACGAAAGUUCUCAAUCUGAAAUAAUCUCGCCUCAAUACACUGAUUUUUUCAACAUCGUUUUCCAUUGGUUGAAUAUUUUACAUGAUGACUUUAUAUGUAGAAAGUUCUUACUCAUGAUUGUUAAACUAUUGGUAUUUUAUUCCAUCUACAAAUUAUAUUCUCCAUCUAGAUAAAAAUUUCCGGCAAAUUCAUAAAAUUAAAAAUAGCCUGUAGUACAUGUUGCUCAUUACAGUCAAACAACAAACAAAAAUGUUCGAUUCUGAGUUAGGUAAGUAUAAAUGAGCCUUUUUCUGAGAAAACUGGGCUUAAUGCAUGUGCGUAAAGUGUUAUCCCAUAUAAGCCUGUGCAGUCUGCACAGGCUAAUCAGGGACGACACUUUCCACCUAAACUUGAUUUUCGGUAAGUAGGAACUUCCUUGAAACUAAAAAAACUAUAAAAGCGGAAAUUGUUGUCCCUGAUUAGCCUGUGCAGACUAUACAAGCUUAUCUGGGACGACACUUUACGCACAUGCAUUAAGCCCAGUUUUCUCAGAACGCGACUCAAAUAAACACAUCUGCACAACGGUGAAGCGAAACUUGUUCGCUUUUCAUGUCGUCAUAACUUAUUGUUGAAAUUAAUAUUCGAAUAUAUUGUACAGUUUCAAACAGGCUAUUUCGAUGUCUUGAAAUUUAACAUUAUAAAAUAUUUGCUUGUCAUGUGCAAUACGAAUGAUAUAUUAGUAAUAUGUAAACGUUUAAUAUAAAGUUCACGUACGUCAUUAAUAGCAAAUACAAAUUUCGUAUUUACAUACAUCUUUAUUGUUAUAGAGCGAACUUUUGUUUUCGUGUGGCACAUGCAUAUAUAUUCCAAUAUAUAUAGAUAUAUCUAGUGUGUCGGUACUUAUUGUUAUUUCCAUAUAAGAUUAUUAAGUUAUUUGUGUCAAUAAACAAGAUUAAAAAAAGUAUUAAAAGUAUUGUUACGAUUAUAGCUCUUGAACAUAAAUAUUAAGAUGAUGGUCUGAAUUGAAAAUGCUAAGUGAUGCUUGUAGAUUUUAUUUUGCAUAAAUUUAACUCGAAAUGUCAUAUACACAUUAUAGUCCAGAAAUGUUAAGUUUAUAUUUCUACAAUUUUUGACAUGUAUUGUAUUUGUGAUUAAAAAUCUGAAAAUUGUUAAGUUCACUUUCCGGAAAUACCGAAUAUUGUAGGACUUUCAGAACAGCUCAUAUUGCGUUCUUUUUAAAGACAUUUAUGACGAAUAAUCCUAUUGUUAUCAACGCUUUUGUAAUUAUUGUAUUCAUGUAUAUGAUAUUAUUUGAGCAAUAGUACAAUACAUGUAUUAUAUAUUCGUGUUUAUUUGUUUUAAGUAGUUUUAAGGUAAUUUGAGUGUUACUUUACCGUAGAGCUGUAAAGAAGAGGCUCACUUUUGAAUGCCAUGUUAGAAUAUUAAUAUCUUGCAUCAUUUGAUAUAUUUUUCAACAUAGGAUUAAUAACUUGCGGCAUAAGAUGAGCAACUUUGAUCUUUGAUUACCUUAUGAAUAAUAAGUUGCAAUUAUUCGGUAUAGUUGCAGCAUUUUUCCCCAAUGAAUAUGAGUAUUAACAGAAAUUGCCUUUGGCUUAAAUUAUACAAAUGUGGUAUUCAAGGUAAAUUAUUACGUAUUGUUAAGGAUAUGUUUGAAAAGGUUAAGUCUUGCGUUCGCAUUUGUAAUACGUACUCAGACUUUUUCAGCUACGCUGCUGGACUACGUCAAGGGGAGGUAAUUUCGCCUCUGCUUUUUUCUUUAUUCGUGGUAGACCUAGUAAUUUACAAAGUAAUUUAGAUUCAGGUUUAUAUUUUGAGGAUAUGUUGUUAAUAUUAUUGUCAUUUGCUGAUGAUAUGGAAAUUUUGGGUAAAACACCAGAAGACUCACAAAAUAGCUUAGAUAGUUUAUAUGAUUAUUGUAACUGUUGGGGUCUUGAGGUAAACACCCAAAAAACCAAGGUUAUGGUUUUUAGAAAAAGAGACAGAGUACUUCCAAAUGAGAAGUGGAGUUACCAUGGGAACUUGUUAGAAACUGUAGAUAACUUCAACUAUCUCGGUACAAUUUUUAAUUACACUGGCAAUUUCGCUAUGAAUCAAGAGCAUUUAAUAGGUAAAUCAUUAAAAGCAUUAAAAUUACUUAUGUAUAAUUGUAGAACAUAUGAUAUUAAACCCAAAUUACAAUGCCAGCUCAUCGAUUCCUUUAUAGGUUCAAUAUUGAAUUAUUCUGCCGAGGUAUGGGGCGCAACUAAAUCUAAAGAAAUAGAGCGUAUACACCUCAAAUUUUGUAAAAGUGUUUUAAAGGUCAGUACUUGUAACGCUGGUGUAUAUGGUGACUUAGGAAGGUACCCGUUAUAUAUUACUCGAUAUAUUAGGAUAAUAAAGUAUUGGUGUAAAUUGUUACAUACUGAUAAUAUUAUUAUGAAAACGAUUUAUCGACAAAGUAUAUCUGAUUGUUCAGAAGGUUAUAAUAAUUGGGUACCAAAUGUUAAACAAUUGUUAGAAACAUAUGGCUUUGCUGAUUGCUUUAUAAAUGGUGAUAAUCUUGAUUGUAAAACAUUUCCACAUGUAUUUAAACAAAGAUUUAUUGAUACUUAUAAACAAGACUGGCAUAGCUCUGUUGAAAAUAAUAGUGUAUUAGAUUUGUUACAAAAUUAUAAAGAUUCUCUGUCAUAUGAAUUUUAUCUAAAUGUAUUGCCAAGUAGUUUAAGGUUCUUUGUCACUAGAAUAAGAUUAUCUGCACAUUCCUUAAGAGUUCAAACUGGUAGAUUCGGUAGGAAUAGAAUACCAAGAAAUGAGCGAUACUGUCAAUGUUGUUACUCCGUCGAUAUUGAAGACGAGUACCAUUUCACUCUUAUUUGUCCUUGUUUUAGCAAUAUACGUAAGAAAUAUAUUAAGAAACAUUAUUAUGUACGACCUUCAAUGUUCAAAUUUAUUGAGCUAUUGAAAACUGAAAACAAAUCUGUAUUGAUUAAACUUGCAAAAUAUAUUAAAGAAAGCUUGGAAAUUAGAAACGACAUUACAAAUGUUAACGAAAACUGAUCAUCCUCUUUACAUGCUGUGUUAUGUUAUAUUGAAAUGUCCAUUAAUUCGUGUUUAUAUAUUAUACUGAUAUACGUGAUGUUAUCAUAUAAUAAUAUGUGUAUAUGAUGAUGUACUAUGUACAAAUCAAAUAAAAUAUCUGUUCUGUU
Messenger RNA from Dreissena polymorpha, 6510 nucleotides. RefSeq lists its product as uncharacterized. The coding region runs from base 808 to 1770 and encodes 320 amino acids. NCBI's taxonomy places the organism in Eukaryota, Metazoa, Mollusca, Bivalvia, Myida, Dreissenidae. The transcript is spliced from 2 exons. The record is from RefSeq and is a predicted model, not a curated record.